Trypanosoma cruzi is the source of this 969-nucleotide messenger RNA. Its product is annotated as aldo/keto reductase, putative. The coding region runs from base 1 to 969 and encodes 322 amino acids. Gene Ontology annotation, molecular function: oxidoreductase activity. The transcript has a single exon. NCBI's taxonomy places the organism in Eukaryota, Euglenozoa, Kinetoplastea, Trypanosomatida, Trypanosomatidae. The record is from RefSeq and is a predicted model, not a curated record.
AUGGUGCGGGUCAUCAAGGGAAAAGGAAAAGGCGGAGGUGCCCUGCCGCUUCUGGAGUCGAGCGGCGGCAUGCGGAUUCCGCACAUGGGCGUUGGCACGUAUGAACUUUACGGCGAUGAGUCUCGGAUUGCCGUGCUGGCGGCUCUGCGGUUGGGGUUUCGUCUCGUCGAUACCGCCGCUGGGUACCACAACGAGGAACACGUUGGAGCCGCCAUCGAAGAGAGCGGGGUGCAGCGGGAGGAGUUGUUUGUUGUGGUGAAGAUUGCCCCAAAGGCGAUGGCGUCGGAGGAACUUGUCGAGAAGGGCAUUCGCGAGAGUGUACGGAAGCUGCGGAUUGCGUAUGCGGACUGUGUGUUGAUUCAUUGGCCCGGCUGUGGUGGGCUGAAGCCGGAGGAGGCGGAGGGACAUCGAGCGGCACGACACCGCUGCUGGAAGGUGAUGCAGGCCCUGAAGAAGGAGGGCAUCAUACGACAUUUGGGGGUGUCCAAUUUUGCCCCGCGGCACUUUCCCCAUUUGGUUGGCAAUGCGGCGGAAGAAGCGCAUUUAUUUGACGCUGCCAACCCAUGCAGGCCCGUGAUCAAUCAGAUUGAACUGCACCCGCUCUGUGUGCAGCAAGAAGCUUGCGACUUCUGCCGGGAACGUGAUAUCAUUCUCCAGCAAUAUUCACCAUUGGCGCAGGGACAUGCAAAACUUGUUGAGCAUCCCGUCCUGUGUGCGAUCGUAAAGGACCUGUUCCCUGGGUACACAGUGCAAGAUGUGUUGCUCAUGUGGGGCCUCAGUCAGGGCUUCUGUGUUGUGGUGCGCAGUCGUUCCAAGGAACAUUUAGCGCAAAAUUGGGCUGCCGCAAAGGCUUUUUUUGAUGAAGGGCUGCUCAGUGAGUCACAAAAGGAGCAACUGAAAAACCUGCGAGAGUCGAUGCGGGUUGUGGAGGAUCAUCAUUUCUGUUGGCACAGUGAACAUAUCGACUAA